Seminavis robusta is the source of this 1726-nucleotide messenger RNA. Lineage: Eukaryota; Bacillariophyta; Bacillariophyceae; Naviculales; Naviculaceae. The record is from the annotation of a GenBank genome assembly.
CGGCACAAACUAGUAACAAUCCACAAUGAACGACGUGGGACCCUUACUAUUGCUCCAACAACACGCUUUGAUUAGGUUUUCGAUUCGAUUCGGUCGAUAGCUCUGGCUAAUAGAUACCAGGUACCGGUUGAUAUCCAGAGUCCAGAGAAAUCUAUCUGCUUAGUCGCGACAGCUUCGAAAACGACAAAGGUUCGAUUCGAGCUUCGCUUUGGAUGGUCGCGUCACCCACCCACCGACUAGUAGCUAGCUAGCCACAGCAGAAGGCAGGAAGACCACAAUUUGCACUGAACUCAAGACGACAAUCAUCAUGCCAAAAAGAGUCAAAGUACUGCCGCAAAAGUUCCUGGGCAAGAACACUCCGCUACCCCCGGAACCUUCGGAACCACCGCCACCUACCACCGACUUGGUGUCGCUGUUAGUGGUGGGAUCUCCCCAGUCGGGAAAGACGAGUCUGAUUGAAAGCUUUGUGUCUCACGAGACGGUAGAUCCAUGUCACGAGGAUACAACUCAAGAAGAGGCCGUAUUACGGCAGUGCGGGAAUAAUUGGUCCGUCUCGUAUUCCCGCAAAAAGUUUGCCUUUCGCAACCAAGAGAAUAAUAGUUGCAUCCAAAGUCUCUUUGUCCAACUCUUGGAAGCCACGGGGAUUGAUCCCAAUACAGCGACAACCAUCGACAAGAACCAGUCGGAAUGGAAACGAGUCUGGAGAAAGGCUGCCGUGAUUCUAUUGGUCGUCAAUGUCUCACAGCAACAGCAAGAAGAAGAGGAAACAGACUCCAUUCUAAGGCAAAUCAAGACUUGGAAACGAUGGCUAGACGCACGGCAUCAACCACAAAAGAAGAAGAAAGCAGUGAUAUUAAUGCUGCAUCAAGGAGACAAGCUAUCCGCAACAACCAAUACUGAUGGUACUACAACUAGCAGUAGAAGAUCAGCCACGUUCUGGAUCGAUUUGGGAAAAAAGAUAUCCCAUCUCUGCGACAAACUCGACAUUCAUUCGUGGCACAUUACAUCUUCCAAUUUGCUAGAUGACGAACUUGGUGGGUCCGUUGACGCGGCCUUUUGCAGAAUACUGGGAGACCCACAAUCCUCUGGCGUGCUGUCAUCUCCUCCCCCAGCGUCCAUUGUAACCACCACCAAUCAUGGGGCGUCGUUUGACGCGGAAACACAAUUGUUAUCGCCGCCAACAGACGAUACCGUGACGCCCAUCCGAGCCAAGAGACUGGUACUGGAUUCCGCUAGAGUCGUGUCUCCCUUGACAUGAUGACCAGUGCUAGCUGCCGACUGCUGUGGAAGUUUGUAUCAUCAUGCAUGUUUGGCGGUGCUGAUAGCGCCGCCGCCGCCGCCGCCGCCUGUAACAAAAGUAGGAGUAUUAUAGUAAGCAUGUAUUUCCAACUGCCUUGCGGGGGUACCGGUAAGACUGGGAGGGAAACAGUCUCUGCACAGACUUUCCGGUGAUUUAUACAUUCACUCCGAUCGGCGAAACAGCACAUUCUGAGUCGCCAUACGGCGGCAAUGAUUCACUUGAGCUGGGUGCAUUCAUCCUGCACUUCAGAUUCAUCGAACACUGAAUCCUACGUAGCUACCGUAGGUGGUACCAGCACCAUAAAAAGCGUCCGGAACCUUGUCCUGAAUGCGGACGCUUCCUUGCCAAAGCCCGGCCCCUGGUAGUUUACCUCCCUACUUGAUUAGCUAAUGAAUAUUUUGCGCGUUUGAGCACAGCCCUGGCUAG